This is a messenger RNA of Salvia miltiorrhiza (redroot sage), 2023 nucleotides long. RefSeq names its product cytochrome P450 76A2-like. NCBI's taxonomy places the organism in Eukaryota, Viridiplantae, Streptophyta, Magnoliopsida, Lamiales, Lamiaceae. The record is from RefSeq and is a predicted model, not a curated record. Gene Ontology annotation, molecular function: monooxygenase activity; heme binding; iron ion binding.
CCUUUAGAGAAGGUACCCCAAAAAACUAUCAAUUACAUUGCCUUUACAAAGUUACAAAGGAGUACAAGUACUAGGCAAGUAAGUUUUAACAAAUUACAUAUUUCAAAGGAUCAUGCUUGUAGUGGUCAAUGAUCAUUUCUGUUUCGGAGUUUAGGCUUUCCUCCACUUCCUCUGGUGAAGCUAAAUUUGCUACUCCACUUCCUCUGGUGAAGCGAAGAUCCGAAAGAAUCCUUACUCACAUUCAUAUUAUAUUCGAUUCGAUGCAUCCGAUGAUCAUCAUUCAUUGACUCCUUACUACAUUAUCAAAAGCGCUCCACUCUAAAAAGAUCAUCUCCCAUUCUUACUUUAUCAGAUCUUCCCUCCGGAUUUCCAUAUCAUCACAGAUAGUCUAGUCUUAAGCAAUGAAUUUUAUUAUUACUCUACCAGAUCAAUUCUGAAUAUAUUAUAUAUAAGUAACAGCAACACUUCAUCUUCUACCCCCUGAGCUCCCUCUCCCUGCAUUGCAACCAAAUAAAUGGAGUUGCCACAUUUCCUUGUUUAUUCAGUAAUCAUAUCAUUACUUGCUUUGAUCUUCUCCAUCAUUUCCAAAACAUGCAGGCGCAACAGCUUACCGUUGCCCCCAGGCCCCCGGGGAUGGCCCGUCUUCGGCCACAUGUUCAAUCUCGGCAGCUCCCCGCACAGCGCCAUAGCCGACCUUCAGGAGCGCUACGGCCCUGUUGUGUGGCUGAAGCUCGGCUCCGUCAACACCAUGGCGGUGCUCACUGCCGAGGCCGCUGCCGAGCUCUUCAAGAGCCACGACCUCUCCUUCGCCGACCGCUCCAUCGUCGAUACCAUGACCGCGCACGGCUACCCCAACGGCUCCCUGGCACUGGCCCCUUACGGCCCCCGGUGGCGCGUGCUGCGGCGCCUCUGCACCGUCGAGAUGUUCGUGCACAAACGGAUCAACGAGACGGCGGGGAUCAGGAGAAGGUGCGUCGACGACAUGCUGUCCUGGAUGGAGGAGUCUCCGGUGGGGAAAUUCGUGUUCCUGGCGGCGUUCAACACGCUGGGGAAUCUGAUGAUGUCGAGGGAUUUGGUGGACCCGGGGUCGGAGGCGGGGAUGGAGUUCUACAACGCGAUGAAGAGCGUGAUGGAACUCGCCGGCAGGCCUAACGUGUCGGAUCUGUUCCCGUGGCUUGGGUGGCUGGAUUUGCAGGGGAUGAAGAGGAAGGCGAAUCGAGACAUGGGGAUAGCGUUCGGGAUUGCUGCCGGAUUCGUGAGGGAUAGGAUAAGAUCCGGACGCCGCGAUGAGAGAGAUUUCCUGGACGUGCUGCUGGAAUCUGGAGAGCUGCCGGAAACUGAGAUCAUCAUUUUCAUAUUGGAGAUGUUUUUGGCGGGAACGGAGACCACUAGCAGCACCAUCGAGUGGGCGAUGACGGAGCUCCUCCGCAAUCCGGGAACCAUGUCCAAGGCCAAAUCCGAGAUUUCGGCCAUCGCGGGGAAAUUGGAGGAGAGCCACAUCGACCAUCUCCCUUACUUGCAGGCGGUGGUCAAAGAAACUCUCCGUCUGCAUCCCCCGAUUCCGUUCCUCAUCCCGCGCCGCGCUGUCCGCGACCACACAUUCAUGGGCUACUCUGUGCCCAGGAACACGCAGGUUCUGGUGAACGUUUGGGCCAUUGGUCGGGAUCAACAAUGCUGGGAAGAUGCUCUGUGUUUUAAGCCCGAGAGGUUUUUAGGCACCAACACUGACUACAAGGGCCACCAUUUCGAGUUCAUCCCGUUUGGGGCCGGCCGCAGGAUGUGCGCCGGCCUGCCUUUGGGCCACAGGAUGCUGCAUUUUAUGCUUGCCUCGCUGCUUCACAACUUCCACUGGGAGCUGCCCAAUCCUCUCGCCGCCGAUGUGGACGAGAGGAUGGGAAUCACCGUGGGGAAACUCCAUCCCUUGAGACCCAUCGCAACAAAAUGUGUCUAAAAACCUUGCAAUCUACUACUGCUCAUUUAUUAUGACUAGUAAUAAUGAAAAACGAUGGAUCAGCCUUUUCAA